Molecule: messenger RNA, 1830 nt
Organism: Microstroma glucosiphilum
Lineage: Eukaryota; Fungi; Basidiomycota; Exobasidiomycetes; Microstromatales; Microstromataceae
Product: amidohydrolase
Exons: 3
Coding region: 106-1575 (489 amino acids)
Molecular function (GO): dipeptidase activity
Source: RefSeq, a predicted model, not a curated record
CUCACCCAUCUGCUCUCGCCUGCUAUCUUGACCACGUCGAGGUGGUAGCGAUCCAUCCAGCUUGGCCUUGGUACACCCUUCUCCUUCCUCCUCAUCACCCUCGAGAUGCCAUCCUGCUUCUCUGCCCUCUUGCCACGUGCUAAGAGCACCCGGCGUCAAGAAGAGAAGCCCGCCUCUCCUUCUCGUGAGGAGAAGCUUCCCUCAUCGCUAGCACGCAGCGCCCAUUCUUCCUGCGGACAAUGCACAGCAUGGAGUAGUGAUCUUCUCCCUUCAUACACCGCUCAAGACCUCAAGAGCUCCGCUAGCUCCCCUUCCACUCCCUUGCCUAUGAGCUCCCUCUCCCACUCCCUCGCCCACCAUAUUCACAAUGAGCUCCAAAACCUCUCGCCAACUCUGCGCGAUCUUUCUCUCAAGAUGUGGGACUUGCAUGAGCCGGCCUUUACGGAGCACAAGACACACGAUCUCUUCGUAGACUUUUUCCGUGGGUUGGACAAGGAAGGGUGGAAGAUUACCCCUCAUGCGAAUGGAUUGGAGACGGCUUGGAGAGCGGAAUUCGUACACCACUCCAAGGGAUCCAUGAAGGCCAAAGAUGGCAAGAUCCCAACUGUUGGAUUCCAGAGUGAGCUUGACUCGCUCCCUGGCAUCGGGCACGCCUGCGGCCAUAACCUCAUCGCAAUCGGAGGCGUAGGCGCAGCUCUAUCAGUCGCCUCUGCCCUAGUCAAGUACGACGUGACAGGUCGGGUGGUUCUGCUUGGUACGCCCGCAGAAGAAGGUGGAGGAGGGAAAGUCAUCAUGCUUGAGGAUGGAGCUUAUGAUGGCAUGGACGCUUGUUUGAUGAUUCACCCUUGCCCUGAGGAGAUGAUUGGACCGCUGCUUGCAGUCGUGCCGAUUACGGUGUCGUUCACGGGCGCGACGGCUCAUGCUGGAGGAUUCCCUGAGCAAGGCAUCAAUGCUCAAGACGCCGCCAUCCUCUCCUACAACAACAUCUCCCUCCUCCGUCAACAACUCCCCACAACCGCCCGAGUCCACGGCAUCCUGAUUGCCGAUCCAGACUGGGCUCCCAACGUCAUUCCCGGCAAGUCCAAGAUGGUUUGGAAUGUCCGCUCCACUACCCGCUCCGAACUAGACGUCGUAAAGGCCAAAGUCCUCAAGUGUUUCCAGGCGGCAGCGCUUGCUACGGGGUGUAAGAUUGACAUUGAAGAAGGGAGAGCGUAUGAUGAUGUGAGGAAUUCACAGAGAUUGACGGAUGAUUAUGUGCAGUUCAUGAAGGAGGAGUUUGAGAUUGAGUAUGCGAGGAAGCCUGUAGCGGUCAGCACCGACUUCGGCAACAUCUCCUACCACCUCCCCUCUGUCCACCCAAUGUACAAGAUUCCAAUCGACGACCCCAAGACCCAAGGCAACCAUACCGUCGGCUUCACCUCUGCCUCUCGCACUCCCGCCGCUCACGAAGCAACACUCAAGGCUACAGAGGGGAUUGCAGUUCUGGGUGCGAGGGUGCUGGCCGAGGGAGAGUAUAGGGAGCUCCUUUGGAAGGAAUGGAAGGAGUGGAAAAAGGGGACGGAGGAGGAGGAGUAGAGGGAGCGCGCUGUGAGAGGCGAGCGAUGGCAGGACAGACGAGGCUGGUUGGACACUUGGCCAGAGAAUGAUCAAGCUCUUCUCCGUUGUAUGUGAUGUAGGGUGGGGUGUAUGUGUAUUUCGAGACUACAAGUACAGAGAUUUUGCGCAUGACUCGGAGGUCCCUGGGCAGGGUUUGGGCGGUGGGGUGAGCGAUCCCAGCGCUGAAGAGAUGUGAGUGAGAUGCCUGAUGAGACGAGGGAGAGACAAAGGGAC